Messenger RNA from Chrysoperla carnea, 1233 nucleotides. Its product is annotated as protein tramtrack, beta isoform-like. Gene Ontology annotation, molecular function: protein binding. The record is from RefSeq and is a predicted model, not a curated record. Gene Ontology annotation, cellular component: nucleus. NCBI's taxonomy places the organism in Eukaryota, Metazoa, Arthropoda, Insecta, Neuroptera, Chrysopidae. Gene Ontology annotation, biological process: regulation of transcription by RNA polymerase II. Bases 1 to 1089 code for a protein of 362 amino acids. The transcript has 3 exons.
AUGUCUGGAUUAGAACAAUUUUCCCUUCGUUGGAAUAACUUUCACACAAAUUUAUCCACUGGCUUUCACGAUUUAUUGAAAGAAGAACAACUUGUUGAUGUUACAUUAGCUACAGAAGGAAAAUUAAUUAAAGCUCAUCAAUUAGUGCUUUCUGUUUGUAGUCCAUUUUUUCGUAAGAUUUUUCAAAUAAACCCAUGUAAACAUCCAGUUGUUAUUUUAAAUAUUAAUUAUCAUGAUCUUCGAGAUAUCCUUACAUUCAUAUACCAAGGUGAAGUCAAUGUACGGCAAGAAGAUUUGGCUGGGUUCUUAAAAGCUGCUGAACUUCUUCAAAUUAAGGGAUUGACAGGCGAUGAUCAUAAACAGGAUACUAAAUCUCAUGAAAAUACAUCAAAAAACCUACCUCAAAACGAAGAAAAUAAUUACAAGAAAAUCGACAAUUACCCGAUAAAAAUCGAAGAAACUCAUCAACCACCUGUAAAAAGGCCAAUAACAUUACCGAAAUCACCCAAUUAUGUGCCAAAUUUUAAAAAGAAACGUCCAUCAUCUAUACCAAAUCAUUAUGACUUCAAAACAUUCAAUCAAUCACAAUUUUUAAAUGAAAAUUCAGCAGAUUCAACUAGUGAACAAAGAUAUUAUACAGCUAAUGUUAUAGAUUUACAAUCAAGUAUUGCAGAUUCGAAUAUCGAUGAAAAUAGUAUGAAAAGUCAUAUUGAAUCAACACCGGACGAUAUUUCCGAUUCUGAAAAUUUUCAUAUUAAAUCUGAAAUCGAUGUAGAUGAUACUUUAAUUAGUAAUCACUCAUCAAAUUUGGAAAGCUUGAUGUCACUCCAGGAAAAAGAAAACGGUAUAUUUUAUUCGAUAGAUAAUAUUAGAGAAGAUCCAGUAUAUUUCCAUUGUUCACUUUGUAAUAAAAAAUUUGUGAACCGUUAUAAUUUAAAAAUUCAUAUGCGUGAUAAACAUAGUCCAGCCGAGCAAGAGUCACUUACAUGUGAAUUAUGUGGUAAAACAAUGCGAAAUCAAAGUUGUUUACGAGUACAUAAAUAUAAUCAUAGGAAACAAACUCAAAUAUUAAAUUAUCCACUUGUUUAAUACAAGUUAUACUCAUAAAUUAGUAAAUGGUUCUAUUCAAAUCGUACCCAUUUUAGAUAUUGAAAGCUCGCUGAUUGUAAUAAACUUUAAACUUUAAAUCUAUCAUUCAAAGAUUGUAUUUCGCUUUUAUCAACGAGAUAUUUC